AUCAGGGCACUGAUGAUCAGUGUGCCCUGAUGAUCAGUGUAGCCCCAGCAGUUCCACCUGUCAGUGUCCAUCAGUGCCAGCUGUCAGUGCUCAUUAAUGCCAUCUGCCAGUGCCCAUCAGUGCCACAUCACAGUGCACAUCAAUGCCACGUAUCAGUGACCAUCUGAGCUGCCUUUCAGUCCCACCUAUCAGUGCCAGUCAGUGCCACCUAUCAGUGCCAGUCAGUGCUGCCUAUCAGUGCCACCUAACAGUGCUGG
Molecule: messenger RNA, 257 nt
Organism: Staurois parvus
Lineage: Eukaryota; Metazoa; Chordata; Amphibia; Anura; Ranidae
Source: the annotation of a GenBank genome assembly